CCCUGAUUGGCUGCGUGUCUGCGGGCUCACCGGCGCAGCUGAGGGAAAUUCACCAGUGACUUGGGACUCUAGCCCCUUUCCCCAGGCCUCGGGAGGACUGCAGGCUUCGGGGAGCCUCGGCCGCGGGAGGGAGAAAGAACGGAGCCAGGCACCUGGGACUCGCUGCACCUUGUACAAAGCAGGUGCUAACAGGGAGGUGACAAGGUCACAUUUUGAGAAGAAGCUGGAAAGAAGCCCAAGUGGAUUCACUGAAGCCCUGGAUGAGAACAGGACCUCUGGGGAGACGCUCUAAGAGGCGUCACAACGUUUGUGAUUUUCACUCUGGCCAUCAACUGUGUUUGCUCAUCAGAGAGUGAGAUAGAGCAAGACAGACAGCUUUAAUUGUUCAAACAACUCAUCUGAGCACAUGAUCAUUCACUCUGGAGUAUGAGUACAUUCUGAAUCCCAGGACGGUGGGAAUUAGCCAGUGGAUUGCAGGCAUGUUGUGGAAGUUGCUGAUGAGAUCCCAGCCCUGCAGGCUGUGUUCUUUCAGAAAGAUGCUGUCAGCUCCACAAUACAGACCUUUUCUAGUAUCCUUCACCUAUACAACUGAUAAUCAGUCAAACAAGGAAAAUGAAAGGACAGUGGAAAAGCUCUAUAAACUGUCAGUUGACAUCAGGAAAAUUCGAAGAUUAAAAGGAUGGGUACUUCUGGAGGAUGAAACCUAUGUUGAAGAAAUUGCAAAUGCUUUACAACAACUGGGUGCCGAAGAGACUGCCAUAGCCAGUAUCUUGGAACGCUGCCCAGAGGCAAUUAUUUGCAGUCCAACUGCUGUUAACAUCCAAAGAGAACUCUGGCAGUUGGUUUGCAAAAACGAGGAAGAGUUAGUUAGGUUAAUAGAACAAUUUCCAGAAUCUUUCUUUACUAUUAAAGACCAGGAAAAUCAGAGGCUGAAUGUUCAGUUCUUUAAAGAGUUGGGGCUCAAAAAUGUGGUCAUUAGAAGAUUUUUGACAACUGCAUCUAAUAUUUUUCAUAAUCCUAUUGAGAAGAAUAAGCAAAUGAUAAAGAUUCUUCAAGAGAGUUAUCUAAAUUUAGGUGGCUCUGAGGCCAACAUGAAAGUUUGGCUACUAAAAUUGUUAAGCCAAAACCCAUUUAUUUUGUUAAAUUCUUCUGCAGCUGUCAAGGAAACACUAGAAUUUCUCCAGGAACAAAGUUUUACAAACUUUGAAAUUCUUCAACUUCUGUCCAAACUCAAAGGAUUUCUUUUUCAGCUUUGCCCAAGAAGUAUACAGAAGAGUAUUUCCUUCUCUAAAAAUGCUUUUAAAUGUACUGAUCAUGACCUGAAGCAGUUAAUUUUGAAAUGUCCUGCCUUCUUAUAUUAUUCUGUUCCAGUUUUGGAAGAGAGAAUUCAGGGAUUAUUAAAAGAAGGAAUUUCCAUAGCUCAGAUAAGAGAGACACCAAUGGUUCUUGAAUUAACGCCUCAUAUAGUACAGUACAGGAUAAGGAAACUGAAUUCCUUAGGCUAUAGAAUAAGGGAUGGACAUUUAGCAAACCUAAAUGGAACGAAGAAAGAGUUUGAGGCCAACUUUGGUAAAAUUCAGGCCAAAAAAGGAAGGCCAUUUUUUAACCCUGUGGCACCAUUAAAUAUUGAAGAAUAACUUGCU
Messenger RNA from Vicugna pacos (alpaca), 1643 nucleotides. It is a transcript of the gene MTERF2, whose product is annotated as mitochondrial transcription termination factor 2. Gene Ontology annotation, molecular function: double-stranded DNA binding. The record is from RefSeq and is a predicted model, not a curated record. Gene Ontology annotation, cellular component: mitochondrial matrix. Lineage: Eukaryota; Metazoa; Chordata; Mammalia; Artiodactyla; Camelidae. Gene Ontology annotation, biological process: termination of mitochondrial transcription; regulation of DNA-templated transcription.